ACCCUGCGAGAUAACAGCUGAACAUUGUGAAUAUCAAAUGUUUAUUUGUUUACAUCAAAUAACGUAGGUAAAUUAAUAUGAAAAUAUGUCAGAGACGCCAAGAAAGAAAAUCGAUCUUAAUUCUUCUGAAAAUUUGACACCGGUUCGAUUCCUUGACAGCCCACGUGCUAAAUCGAGUUCUCAAGAUGCUAGCAUAACUUCUUGCAAGUCACGCUUAGAAGUUAUUGUACCACUCCUACAGAGCAAUUACUCCAAGUGGCAGCUGGCUCAAAAAAGAGGUUUAUUAAUUUGUACAUCAAUCGAAGCAAUUAAAACUCGUGCCCUGGCGGCUAUGGAACCAUCUAAGCUAGUUAAAGAUAGCGACGACUCACUUUACCCGAAAGAUCUUAAAGCACACGUGGAUAAGUUAAAUAUAAUUUUGUCUAUAUUUGAAGAUAUUACUUUAAGUGCAGGAGAAUCGCUACAGCAAUUGAAAUCGUUAAGCAAGUUAGUUGGAAGUACGAAUGCAAUAUUCUUUCGAUCGUGGCAAUUAUCCGAGUAUAUUAACUUCACAGAACUAUUGCAUACUUCGUAUAGACAAGAAAAACAAAUGAAGCAAAUAGUUGCUCGUGAACUGCCACACUGCAUGAACAGAGCAGAAUUAAUCCGUUGGACUACAGCAUGGGAGUAUCCGCAAUACAUUGAUGACUGGACAUCAUUUAUGUUUGCAUUUUUGAAAGAAGAGAACAAAUAACACUAAAUUUUUCCAUUUAACUUAAAUAUUCACUUGUAUUAAUUUAAUAUUUGUACACGAACCUAUUUGAACGGAUGCAGCAGCGUUCACUAAAAGCGCUAUUAAUUAGGCAAAUAAUUAAUUCACAUUUUUC
Ceratitis capitata (Mediterranean fruit fly) is the source of this 866-nucleotide messenger RNA. RefSeq lists its product as uncharacterized. NCBI's taxonomy places the organism in Eukaryota, Metazoa, Arthropoda, Insecta, Diptera, Tephritidae. The transcript is spliced from 3 exons. The coding region runs from base 86 to 733 and encodes 215 amino acids. The record is from RefSeq and is a predicted model, not a curated record.